Hemiscyllium ocellatum (epaulette shark) is the source of this 4701-nucleotide messenger RNA. RefSeq names its product thrombospondin, type I, domain containing 7Ba (gene thsd7ba). The coding region runs from base 1 to 4701 and encodes 1566 amino acids. Lineage: Eukaryota; Metazoa; Chordata; Chondrichthyes; Orectolobiformes; Hemiscylliidae. The transcript is spliced from 27 exons. The record is from RefSeq and is a predicted model, not a curated record.
AUGUGUUCCUCGGAUCAAGGCCAGUGGGGUCGAUGUAUUGGUGAAGAUUGUGGUCCAAAUGGAGUACAAAGUAGAACAGUGUGGUGUGUCCACAUUGAAGGCUGGACAACACACCAUUCCCACUGUAAGUAUGAAGAGAGACCAGAAAUUCAGAGAGACUGUUUCAAGGUGUGUGACUGGCAUCAGGAACUUUUUGAGUGGGAAUUCUCAAAAUGGGGAGAUUGUACACUUCAUAUUGCUUCAAAUAAAGUUGAACCAAGGACCUCCAAUUGUGUCACUGCCCAGCAGGGAUUGCAGCAUAGGAAAGUAUACUGCAUACGAAAAUCCAACCGAUCGGUGGUGUUAGACGAGAUUUGUGAAUUCUUUACACCUAAGCCUGCCUCGGACCAAGCCUGCCUCAUUCCCUGCCCACAAGACUGUGUUGUGUCGGAGUUCUCUAUUUGGUCAGCCUGCAGCAAAGGUUGUGGGAAAGGAUUACAACACCGUGUUCGUUCUGUAUUAUCACCACCCUUGUAUGGUGGUAAUACCUGCCCGUCUCUAACGGAAACUAGAAGCUGUGAUAUACAGAUCUCCUGUUUGGUUGGGGAGGAUGAGUUUCAGUACAGUCUAAAAGUAGGUCCCUGGAGUGACUGCAGACUGCCACAUCAAAGACAAAUCUGGCAAAAUGGCAACACAGUGCUGAACUUUAGUUUGCAAUCGUCAGGAAAGAAACAUGCGAAGCAUCCAAUGCACCAGCAUUCCAAGGCAUGGGAUGUAGAAAUAGGAUAUCAAACAAGACAUGUACAUUGUGUGAGAAGCGAUGGAAGGAACGCCAUGCUAAGCCUUUGUAUUCGUGGUGACACCCCUGCAAUCUUUCAAUCAUGUGUUAUGCCUCGUGAUUGUGACUUUUCUGAAUGGUCUGAAUGGAGUUCAUGCACCAAGACUUGUCGAUCGUCUGACUAUUCUCCAGGGUAUAGAAGCAGGAUUCGAUUCAUAAAGUGUGUGGCUAUAGGUGGCGGCAAAGAUUGUCCCAACCUCGAGGAAAAAGAAACUUGUAAUAUUGGAGGAGAAAGAUUACCACCAUGUCAGAGGUAUGUUUGGAAAACCACUGAAUGGAAUGAGUGCCAGGUGAAGCCUCUACUCAGUCAGCAAGACCAGCGCAGAAGCAAUGAAUCAACCUUGUGUGGAGGUGGCAUUCAGACACGAGAGGUUUAUUGUGCACAGAAAACAGGGGAAGUUAACAAACAACAUUUAAAAGAAGUGUUCAGACCAGUGGAUCACAGCCUAUGCACAGGAUCAAUCCCAGUUACUUCACAGCUUUGCACCAUUGCCUGUGCUACUGACUGCUCAGUUUCAGCCUGGUCAGCAUGGAGACCCUGCAUCCCUGAGAGCUGCCAGGAUCCUCAACGGACUAAAGGUUUUAAGAUGAGAAGACGCCAUAUAGUCAGAGAGCCCACUGGAAAUGCUGGCAGCUGCCCACAUCUUGUAGAAGCCAUUCAUUGUGAGGAGCCAGUCUGUUAUCAUUGGCAUGUGCUUGAAGAGAGCCUCUGUGUGACUGAAAAUAAUCAAACAUGUGGUCGAGGUACCUACAACCAAACAAUAUUGUGCCAGAAUAACCAAGGGGAGAUAACAUCAGAUGAGCUAUGUGGAAAACCCUAUCUUCCUAGGCAUGGUACCUGCAAAGUGCCCUGUCCAUCUGACUGUGUUCUUAGUGAAUGGUCAGAGUGGUCAGUUUGUUCACGCUCAUGUUCCAGCAAAAAUGCAGAGGGCAAGCAAAGCAGAUCCAGAUAUAUUAUAGCUUUAGCUGGAGACGGUGGAAAUCCUUGUCCUGGUAGCCAUGCUUUGCAAGAAUGGCGAUCUUGUAACGAGCAUAGCUGCAUGGUAUUCUAUUGGGAUACAUCACCAUGGUGUCCUUGCAGAGAAGACACAGCAGUAAUGUCUCUCAAUGCUACAAUCAGUUGGAAUAAUGAAGCCACGUGUUCUGUGGGCAUACAGACUCGACGGGUGCUUUGCAUGAAAAGCAAAUUUGGACAUGUUACUCCCAAAAGGUGUCCUGAAAAUACCAGGCCUGAUACAGUUCGACCAUGUCUAUUACCAUGUAAAAAGGACUGCGUUGUCACCCCUUUCAGUGAAUGGACACCUUGCCCUACUCUAUGUCAACAAGGUAACUCUUCCUUUGUCAAACAGUCUCGCUACAGAAUAAUCAUUCAGAAGCCUAACAAUGGAGGACAGGAGUGUCCAGAUACUCUGUAUGAAGAAAGAGAAUGUGAAGCACGUCCUCCUUGUCCAAUUUAUAGGUGGAAGACUCAUAAGUGGCAUCACUGUAUCUUGGCACCUGAUUAUGUCAGACAAGGAACAAUUGGAGCAACUGAGGCCUGUGGUUCUGGUUUGCAAACCAGAGGUGUGACCUGUAGAACAGGUAAUGAUCAAAAUGUGGACUUUAUUGGAUGCUUGAAGUGGGCAAGACCAAUGCCUGCACUUGUGCAGAAAUGUCGCAUUCCUUGCCAUGAUGAUUGCAUGUUCACAAACUGGAACAAGUUCACACCCUGUGUAGGAGGAUGUGGAUCAACGCAUAGUCGGAGAAGAUCGCUGAUAGGAAAAAACAAGAAGAAAGAGAAGUGUCUCAAGGAGCCAUUAGUUGAGACCAGGUCUUGUCCAUGUGACAAAUAUUUCAGCCAGCCACAAGGGAAUUGGUCAGAUUGCAUUCUUCCUGAAAACAAGGUGACACCUCAACUUGGCAUGAAGGUACAAGGAGAUGUCAAAGACUGUGGGAAGGGUGUGCAUUAUCGAGCCAUAGCCUGCUAUGACCAAGAUAAGAAGUUGGUGAAUCCUUGGCUUUGUAGCAAUUCUGGGUAUAUUGAAGAGACUUGCAAUUUGCCAUGUCCAUCUGACUGUAAGUUAAGUGAAUGGUCAAACUGGUCAGCGUGUAGCAAAUCCUGUGGAAGUGGAAUACAGAUCAGAUCCAAAUGGCUGCGGGAGAAGUCAUACAAUGGUGGCCGCCCCUGCCUUAAGCUUGAUGUGAAGAAUCAGGUGUAUGACAGAGUUCCCUGUUACAGAGAUUGCAGUAAAUAUAGCUGGAUGGCCGAACCAUGGUCUGAUUGCAGAAUUAAUAAAGAGUCAAUGCGUAAAUGUGGAAAAGGUGUUCAAACUCGAAAAGUGAGGUGUGUGAAUAACACAGUUGCUGGGCCUCAAGAGAGUGUGGAUGAUGCAUUGUGUGAUUAUGAUGAGAUGCCCAUUGGAGCUCGGGAAUGUGCUCUCCACUGUCCAAAUAACUGUGUAAUGUCUGAUUGGGGCGACUGGAGUACUUGUCCAAAAGAGUGUAACAUCUUGAACGUUCGUGUUCGAACCCGGUAUCCUCUACGUCUACCAGCAGAUGGGAAAACCUGCCCCAAAGUCUCUGAGGUGGAGCCCUGCACUCUCAACAAAAACUGCUUUCACUAUCAUUACAACAUAACAGAUUGGAGCUCUUGCCAGCUGAGUGAUAAUGCGGUUUGUGGACAAGGGCUAAAGAUUCGCUUGCUUAAUUGUGUUCGAAGUGAUGGAAAAUCAGUCGAUAGCAAGUACUGUGAGAAGAUGGCACUGGAAUCUCCUUGGCAUUUAUCUAUGCCUUGCAUUGUGGAAUGCCCUGUAAAUUGCCAGCUGUCAGAGUGGUCACCUUGGUCUGAGUGUUCCCACACUUGUGGAUUUGAAGGUCAAAUGAAGCGUGAUAGGCGUGUACUACAAAAGACCCAGGGAGAAGGAAGACCCUGUUCCUCUCAGCUGGUUCAAUACCGGCCUUGCCUUAAUAAGCCAUGUUAUAGCUGGGAUUUUAGUGAAUGGUCUCCUUGCAAAGUUGAGGGAGCACAGUGUGGUGAUGGUUUUAAAGUGCGUAAUCUCUCUUGUAUUGUUCAUGAUGGAAGACUCCCAGGUUCAGCAAAGGUGGUGGAGAAUGAAUUGUGUGGCAACAGACCAGUUGGAAUAUCUGAUGUGUGGGGAUUAAAGAUUCCUUGUUCAGUGCCUUGUCCAGGUGACUGUCACCUAACUGAGUGGUCUACAUGGAGUUCAUGCCAGCUGAUUUGCCUGGAUGGAAAGAGAUUUGAAACAAUUGGUCGUCAAACCCGUUCCAGAGCUGUUAUUGUCCAGGCGUUGGAAAACCAGGCUAACUGUCCUGCACAAAUGUGGGAGGAGCGGCAUUGCACAGAGGGAAAUUGUCAUGAAUAUGAGUGGAGGACAAGCUCUUGGAAUGGUAAUGAACGAACUGUAUGGUGUGUUCGCUCAGAUGGUGUGAAUGUGACAGGAGGAUGCUCUCCCCGGAAUCAGCCAACUGCUACCAGACACUGCCACCCAUCCUGCACUAAACCAUAUUCCUUUUGUACACAGGGAGGUGUAUGCGGCUGUGAGAAAGGUUAUAUGGAAGUAAUGACUCCUUAUGGAUUCCUUGAUUACUGCACUAAAAUUCCUGGACGAGAGGAGAAGAAAGCUGAUGUUAAGACGAGUGUGGGGAAGAACAAGUUGGGCAAUUCAAAAUUCCAAGCAUUUUUUAAAGGAUGGUCCAUCGAACCUUUUGAUCCUGAUGGUAAACCAAAGGUCUGGGUGUAUGGAGUGUCUGCUGCUAUGGUAGUCCUCAUUAUCUUCAUUACUGUCCUUUCAUAUCUGGUCUGCAAGAAACCAAAACAGCAGACUCGUCCAGCUCCCCAGCAGAAGCCUCUGACUUUAGCCUAUGAUGGUGAUAUGGACAUGUAA